This is a messenger RNA of Dreissena polymorpha, 1038 nucleotides long. RefSeq lists its product as uncharacterized. The record is from RefSeq and is a predicted model, not a curated record. Lineage: Eukaryota; Metazoa; Mollusca; Bivalvia; Myida; Dreissenidae. The transcript is spliced from 8 exons. The coding region runs from base 152 to 883 and encodes 243 amino acids.
GGUACGAGUUGACUAGCUCCCAUGUCAUGUACGGUCGUUAGUCGUACCCUUCUUAGGUAAUCUAGCAGAAAAUUGCGUCUGUUUUGCUUUGUUCCUCACUGUUUACCUUGUGAACAGCACUUCCUUCAGCAGUUACACAUUAAGUGAACAAAUGGCGCUCAGACUCAAUCCCCAGCUAUUGCAGAAGAUGAAUAAUGAAGAAAAGGCAGUAGUUACUGACGUUACUACAAAGUAUUUACUUUAUUUUACUUUCCCAUUGGGGUUGGGAUGUUUGCUUGGAAUUCGUCAACUUAUCAAGAUUGGUUAUAUGUCUCCAAAGUACAAAGUGUUCAAAUAUGGAGUUGGCGGAUUUACGUGCUUGAAUAUUGGCACAUUUCUAACGGAGAGGGAGAUCAACAGACGUCUGAUGGCCGAGCAGCCCAAUGGCCUGUAUAGCACCUUGAAGAAGUUAACAGAUGAGGAAAAGAUGCAGUAUAUCACUGUGAUGAGGAAGAAAGGAUUUGUGUAUCCUCAGGAGGUAUUCCCAGAAAAAUUUGCAGAUUCCGUCCAUGUAGAGCAGCAGACAACGACAGAAAGACCUGGUUCUGACGUCCAGAUGCCGCCCAGUUCAGGAAAUGUAUCCUCAAGUCCGUAUGGUGGUAUGCCUGGACUUGGUAGACAAGUGGAUACAGAUACUGAGGUAAAAGAGACAAAUAAACCAUCAUUCUCAUACCGAAUAGCACGCCAGAAAUACCAAUCAUCGGACAGUGAAGAAUCUAGCACUAUAUCAACCAACACUGAGCUCUCCAGUGACGAAACAACGCCGUCGCAACCACCUUCGCUGUCGCAACCACCUUCCAAAUUAAGACUCAGGAAAAAUAAAUAUGGAGAUGAGAUGGAGUAAAGAAGAAAUUGGAAUUUCCAAUUUGACUGCAGGAUUUCGGUUUAAUAUAAUAUGCAUCAAUUUUUAUAGCAAGAAGUUUUUGUGACAUGUUUUUGACAUAAUUGAGUGUUAUUUUUAUGUGUUAUAUAUGCAAACAAACAAUGGUAUAACUGGAA